AUGGUCCGAUUUUUAAUCCCCGGCCCCGGCCCAGAUGCAACCUUGGCACAGGAGGCUGACACCCACGGCGACGUGGUGAUAGUCCCACCAGCCUCAGACGGGACACACGCACUGCUGGCCGAGGCCACCACGGCACAUCGCGCCACAUUUGUCAUGAAGGCGGAGGACUCGACCUGGGUCGACCCUGUUGGGAUCAUGCAGGAACUGCUCUCCCUCUGCAUGUCGCCUGGCUGCGAGCAUGAGCGGCUGUACCUGGGGCGGGAGCAGCGUCCCACCGCCUCCCUGCAGGAGAGGGUUGAUGUGACGGGGCAGCCACCGCGGCGACGGGGCAGGGUGGACGCCGUCUACGCCGCCCACACCUCCCUUUCUUCCUACAUGCCCUACAUGCUGGGCGGGGGCUACGUCCUGUCCCGCGACCUGGCGCAGCUGGUCCUGGAGGUCAACACCCAUGCCAGCGCUGCUCCUGGGUUCCUCAAGCUCCUGCCCAGCGAGGACGUUUCCAUCGGCGUGUGGCUGAUGAGCGUGGACCUGCGCCGCGUCGACCAGCCCCGCAUGCUGGAGUCGGCGGGCCCCGACCAUCUGGACACCCUGCACCGCGGGGUGCCGGCGGCCAGCGUGCUGCUGGGCUGGGUCGGGGGCUCGGCGCGGCUGCUCGUCUUCGCCGAUGCCUGCGCUGGAACGGCCAGGGGUGGGGCCGGAGGGGAGCGCAGCGGGCACGCGACGACGGAUGGCGCGGCGGGCGCGGACGACGAUGCCGCCGGCGGUGCCGCGCCGCUGCUGGCCAUGUGCGCGAUACUGUACGACCGGCGCCAGCUGGCGCGCAGCCACAGCCUGCCGGGCUUGCCGCUGGCGCUGUCGGCCUGCGGCACGCUGCUCGCGCUCGCCGCCCCGCACCCCCUCGAAGGUGGCCUGUGGCUGGCGCGCGCUGCCGGGCGCCGCAGCGUGCAGUUCGCCAGCCCUGCGUCCCUGGCCGCCGCCGCGGGAGCAGCGAUGGGCUUGGACGGCGCCGACCGCGCCUGCGCAGGGCCGAUGAGGCCGCGAGAGGUGCGGUUUGCGCCGGGCGCGGCGUCGCUGGCGUUCCUGGCGGACGCCGGCGGCUGCGACAGCGGCCCCGAGGCCGCCACGGCCUUUGUUGCGCGGGUGCCCCGGGCGUGGCGGGACGCUGGGGCAGGGGCGGUGUGGGGCUCGCCGCCGACCCGCCAGCUGGUAGCUCUGCGCUUGCCCGAGCCUCCCCUGGCCCUGGCCUACCGUGCAGAGAAUCUGCUGAUCGUGUGGACAGCAACAGGCGCCUGGCAGGUGAGGCUGCCGGCCAACUUCGCCGACGGCCUGCCCCCGACCCGUAGGCUGGCGGGGUCAGAGGCCGCAGCGGCUGGCGCGAGCCCGGCCUCCUGUGCCAUGUCCCCAGACCCGACCACAGACCGGCUCCUCCUGGCCAGCACCGACGCUGAGACCAGGGAUGUGGCACAGGAGCGGCGACGCUACGCGACGCUGGACCUGGGCACAGGCCGCCUGCGCCUCGUCGGCGAGUACUCGGCCGGCGUGGGCCUCAGCGGGGGACCCCUGGACAGGGAGGGCAGCCCAGCCCCUUCGACCACGCAGCCCCCUGCCCCCGCCGCCUUCUGGAGCCCCGACGGGCGCAGCGCCGCCUUCGCUUCGCCGCACUCGGGCGGGGGCUGGCAGGUGUACGUCGCCUCGGGGGUCGGGCGGGGCGACGAUCCCGGCGACGGCGACGCCGCCGGCACCGUGGCGGGCGUGACCUCGCAUCCCACCCCCCUGCCCCCGCGCUCGGUGUUCGUGGAGGUGGGGGCCGGGGCCGGGGCUGGCGUGCGCGCCUUCCGCGCCGCGCGUGGCGCCGAGGGCUGGCAGGUGCACGCCUGGGAGGCGGCACCCGCCGCGCUGCGCGUGCUGCGCGACGGCCUGCCGCUGGGCGUGCAGACCCAUGGUGCGGCGGCCUGGGUGCGGGACGGCGAGGUUGCGCUGAACCCACUGCCCGCCGCGCAGGGGCCGUCACCCGGCUGGCUGGCGGGCGCGUGGCUCGCCGCCUGGGGUGCGCCGCCCCACCCCGCCUCGCUGUUCGGGCGCGAGGCGCCCGGCGCGCCGCGCGAGUCCGUGCCGGCCCUCGAUUUUGGCGCCUGGCUGCUGCGCACGCUGCGCCCCGGCGACCGCCUCUGGCUGCGCCUGGACGUGGCGGGCGCGGAGCUGGAGCUGCUGGCGCAGCUGCUGCAGGACGGCAGCCUGGCGCGGGCGGGGCGGGUGUCGGUGGCCUGGGGCGACGGCGUGCGGCCCCUCAGCGGCCAGCUGGCCGCCACCUGGCGCAGCGUGUUCGACCUGCUGGGCGUGGCCUGGUCGGACCCCGGCUCACCCGCCCUGGAGCCCUGA
Molecule: messenger RNA, 2379 nt
Organism: Auxenochlorella protothecoides
Lineage: Eukaryota; Viridiplantae; Chlorophyta; Trebouxiophyceae; Chlorellales; Chlorellaceae
Product: Beta-1,3-galactosyltransferase 6
Exons: 6
Coding region: 1-2379 (792 amino acids)
Cellular component (GO): membrane
Molecular function (GO): hexosyltransferase activity
Source: RefSeq, a predicted model, not a curated record